This is a messenger RNA of Athalia rosae (coleseed sawfly), 4551 nucleotides long. RefSeq names its product 5'-3' exonuclease PLD3-like. The coding region runs from base 821 to 2734 and encodes 637 amino acids. The transcript is spliced from 12 exons. The record is from RefSeq and is a predicted model, not a curated record. Gene Ontology annotation, molecular function: catalytic activity. Lineage: Eukaryota; Metazoa; Arthropoda; Insecta; Hymenoptera; Athaliidae.
GCAGCGUCUGGGUUGGAACUUGUACCCCGUACGUUGAGUUCUGUUCGCGACCGGUUAAGCUAGCGCUGGCUGUCAGUAAACCGCCUGAUUGUUGUGCCUUACACCUAAUAUCACUCUUUCUUUACACGUUAUCAUAGACACGGUAGAGUUUUUAGAUGACGUAUUGUAUAUUAUUGUUGUCUGAGCUGUGGAAAUAUGUCUAGUGGGUCAUCGUUAGUGCUCGAGUUCAACUGGCCAUUACUGAGGGGAUAAAAUAUCACCAACGAUCAUUUGGUCAGCGGCGAACGGUUGAAAAUGUUACGGUCUUUGACCUCGAGAGAAAAUUUUGGAAUCAGGCACAACAUAAAAUGCAUCGUCGAGUUUGUCAUUAAAUAAUAAGUAUCGCACGCUAUAUACGCGUGCGUGUAUGUAUAUAACCUUCGCCACUUCGCACCACGAAACACAAUAUACAUUAUCGAGUUGUGCAAACUGCAAUUUCUCAAAACCAAAGAAGGCGAAAAAAAACAAUGUGAAAAUAAUCGCUGAAACACCUACAGUGCACGAUCGACGCGCAAAUUGAGAGAGAGAGAGCGAAAGAAGGAAAUGAAAAAAAAUACAAGUGUCCGCGUUGGGUGAAGAAUAACAGAUAAUCAUGGCAAAUAGUAAUACCAAGUGAGAAAAAGCACUCGUACAGUUAAUACAGAAAACAAAGCUCAGGACGAGGGAGUGUAUAACGGCGAGAUAAAUAAACCAUGUACAACAAGAUGAGGGGAGGGAAAUACCAACGUUGAGAAGAAUAAACGGAUGUAGUUGCAAAAAUUCACCCUCGUUUUAAUUCAAAAUGUCUUUCUUUGGCUGGGGAAAGAACGGCGGAGGUGGAGGUGGGGCAGGAAGUGGCGGUGGCAACGGUCUGGGUGCGGAGCAACCGGGACGCAAUUUGCAAGAUGGUCUUUUUCAAAUUGCCUCGCAAGCCUGUCACAUACUCGUUCAGGUGAACAAUACGCACAACGUGUCUUACGGUGGUAGCAACAACGUGACCAACGUCGCAUACUCGAAACAUUCGGCGGCCGGAAGUUCAACCACUUUAGCGACUUCUUCCUCCUGUGCCGGUGGCUCUUCCACGAGCAGAUCGUUCCCCGGUCAAUCCACAAACCGCGAAAAGGAUCAAGAUAUCGUCGUACUUCUACCGCAACAUAAAAGCAGGACACCCAAAAUAAGGCACAAAUUAUCGACAGUUUCGGAAAAUGCCAGACUAGAGGUGAGCUCACCUGGCGGUGGAGAUGAUGACCUGGAAAUGUGGGAUCAAACUGGAUUUAUGCUAAGGGGUGACGGCGAUGAUCCCUUGAAUCACCCCAAAUGGGGUGCCCAGGGAUGGUGCAGGCCCAGUUGCAUUCCGAUUACCGUAAUCCUGAUUCUCAUCGUCCUCGUUGUUUUACUUCCAUUGCUGGACCACGCUGCUGAUAAACACUUGUUAAACUCAACGAAUUCUGGAAAUGAUUCCGGACUUACAUGUAUGGACAGCUGCAGAAUAAAUUUAGUUGAAUCAAUUCCAAUCGGACUGAUUUAUCCGAAUAACUCCGUCAGUCACGUCAGUACCUACAACACGUGGAUGGAUCUUAUCGGUUCGGCUCAAUCCACGAUCGAAAUUGCCGCCUUGUAUUGGACGUUGAAGAGAGAGGACGUUUACCCCGACGACAGUGCCAAAGAGGGCGAAGAUGUCUUCGAAGCCUUACUCGAGGCAGGCAGAGACAGAGGCAUAAGGUUGAGAUUCGCGCAGAAUAUUCCAUCUCAUUUGAGUCCAAAUGACAAUACGGAAUAUUUGGCGAAGAAAGCAGACGCAGAGGUGAAAAGUUUGAACUUCCCUAGUUUAUUGGGAUCCGGAAUAUUUCACACCAAGUUGUGGCUCAUCGAUCGCACGCACGUGUACGUUGGCUCAGCCAAUAUGGACUGGCGUUCGCUAACUCAGGUCAAGGAAUUGGGAAUACUGGCAACGAACUGUUCCUGUCUUGCAAUCGAUUUGGCGAAAAUUUUUGACGUCUAUUGGAAACUUUCUGAAGAUGGAAAAGUUCCAGUUGCAUGGCCUGACUCCUUGGCAACAAAAAUAAACGUCAACAAUCCGAUUAAUUUUACCCUGGAUGACAACAAGUAUCGGGCGUUUUUCGCGAGUUCUCCGCCGGCUCUGUCACCUAAAGGAAGAACCAAUGAUUUAGACGCCAUUCUACACUGCAUCGAUAAAGCUGAAAAGUUCAUUUACAUUUCAGUGAUGGAUUACUUUCCUCUCACCAUAUUCGAGCCGAAAGUCAAGUACUGGCCGAUCAUUGACAAUGCCCUAAGGUCUGCAGCUAUAGAACACAAAGUCAACAUCAGGCUGCUUAUUUCUUGGUGGAAGCACUCUCGACCUUCGGAAGAUUAUUUUCUAAGAUCAUUGGCUGACCUUACAAAAAGUUACAGGAACGUGAAAAUUGAAGUGAAAAGAUUUAUCGUUCCAACUAACAAGGAAUUCGAUAAGAUACCAUACACCAGAGUGAACCACAACAAAUACAUGGUAACUGAUGCAGCUGCUUACAUUGGCACAAGUAACUGGUCCGGCGAUUACUUCUUAACAACGGCUGGAAUCGGCAUGGUGUUUGAGGAUGUUGGUCACAAAAAUGAGAAUGGUAUAAGACAGCAACUCGAAGAAAUAUUUCUUCGUGACUGGGAGUCAAAGUAUGCCCAUCCUCUGAAUGAAACAUAUUCGGACAGAGAAAAUCCAUAAGAUGGUUCGAUUUACAAAAGAUUAUUGUAACCAGUAUCUGAUUUAUUUGCCAGUUCUUUUAUUUACAUCUCCCUAAAAUUAUGGCCUAUGACAAACUCUUAUCGUCGGUAACCACCGCUGUCACGAAAAUCGUACGCUUUGCAGUGAUUUCCUUUGGAAAUAAAUAUUUUCCGGUGAAAUUACGACAAGCAACCUAUGUAGAAAAAAUAUUCAGCGUGUUGCAAAGUUGAGUUACUUGUAAAAACUAGCGACGAUUCAACAUACACAGAAAUUCCAUAUCUUGUCAAAAACUGCGGUUGACUAUUUCAAGCGAGGACCAUUAGGCUUCCACGCAAAUUCAGGCGAAACUCGAUGGUUGUAUGUACCCAUCUAGGUAUUUGAAGAAAAAUAGGUAAAUGAAGCUAAUUACAGAUACCUCUUCUAUCUCUCCUCCUCUAGGAGGAGAUACCUCUUCUGGUUUCGCGGUGAUUGUAAUACGAAGUAGGACUUGUUUUCACCUAAAUACUACGAAUAUUAUUAUACAACUUCAAGUGAUUGAUGUAUUUUUAUUAUCUUCAACUGUGCAGUGUAAGUCACUCCAAGGGUCGAGAAUGGGAGGGACUUGACAGGCAUUAGGCCUCGCCCCUUCAGCCAAUCAACAACUAGGAGAAUUCGGUACCUGAUACAAUUCUUUGGUAUGGGUAAGAAAUAUCAACCACUACUCAACCAGGCUGUUAAUUAUUCAGUUAUUUCGACGUUCGUAAAUGCGAUUGAAAUUGUUGAGCUUCUCUGUUGAUACGAACAUCAAGUGCUCAUGAACGUCAAAAUAAAUGAAUAAUUUAUAGCCUGAUUGAGUAGUGGUUGUAUUUCUUACCCAUACCAAGAAAUUGUAUCAGGUACCGAGUUCUUCUAGUUGUUGAUUGGCUGAAGGGGCGAGGCCUAAUGCCUGGCAAGUCCCUCCCAUUCUCGACACUUUGAGUGACUCACCCUGUACAUAUUCGUGUACGAACACGGACUAUUAGGUUAUACAGGUUUAUUUUACCAGAAAUAAUCAGUCAGUAAGCGAACGACUAAAUGAGUUAAGUAAGUAUUGUUUUGAAGCAAUUGUUAGGUAAAGCUCGCCUAUCUAUAACUAAAUUAUGAUAAAGUGAACUGGUUGACGAAAUCGGUGACAUUGAUCAGAAAAAUUUCUAUCACACUGGUAGGCAAUUUGACUUUCUACAGAUACAUAUCAUUAGUAUUCUUGAAAUAGGAAUACAUGAAAUUCACGUGCCUUAUCUCAAGUGUCUACAUUAACAGAUUUGAUUUGUUAGGAAAAAUGAGAUUGGCAUAAUAUUGUUAUGCGGAUGAUCUUUACAUAAUUAAUUUUACACUACCUACUUGGUUUUUUUUUUUUUAUUGUGUGAAUGAUUUCUGAUGCAUAAUUUCUUAUUUUUAUUUUUCCAUUUUCCUUUUCAAUGUUACGUAAAAUAUCUUCUCGACACAAAACGAGAAAUAUCCCAAAGAGGAGAUUUUUUUUUCAUACGUACAAAAUACGUAUUCCGAGUUAUACGGUCAUAGCGCCGUGUUCAAUUGAUGAGAUUCCAGAAAUGUUAUGAACUGAGAUGAUAAAAAGCACAAAUAUAUGUAUGUAUAUCACCGGGUAUACCUAUAUAAAUUAUGUUGCCUAUAAAAGCAUAAUGAUUAAUUAAUAGAAUGCUGCAAGUCCACAUGUUUUGAUAAAUAUAAACGUUAAUAAUUUUAUCAUACAUUAGCUACAUUAUGUAUAUGUAUGUACAUAAUAUCAUUAUACCUAUUAUAUUGAUAUACAAUGAUACAAUAUAUAUGGAAUGAAAAUG